This is a messenger RNA of Motacilla alba alba, 462 nucleotides long. It is a transcript of the gene MRPS11, whose product is annotated as mitochondrial ribosomal protein S11. Lineage: Eukaryota; Metazoa; Chordata; Aves; Passeriformes; Motacillidae. Gene Ontology annotation, cellular component: mitochondrial small ribosomal subunit; ribosome. The transcript is spliced from 5 exons. Gene Ontology annotation, molecular function: structural constituent of ribosome; small ribosomal subunit rRNA binding; mRNA 5'-UTR binding. Gene Ontology annotation, biological process: translation; ribosomal small subunit assembly; maturation of SSU-rRNA from tricistronic rRNA transcript (SSU-rRNA, 5.8S rRNA, LSU-rRNA). The record is from RefSeq and is a predicted model, not a curated record. Bases 1 to 462 code for a protein of 153 amino acids.
AUGAGCGCGGCCGUGGCGCUGGCCGGGCACCGCCUGCUGGGCUGGGGGGGCCGCGCCGCCGCCCUGUGCCGCGGGCUCCGCACCGGCCCCCCGAGGCUGCAGGACGUGGCGGGGGCGGCUGCCAAGGAGACGGAGAAGCAGAGCGCGACCGAGCAGAGCACGCACAUCCAGGUGGUGAGCUUUGACAACCAGCCGUUCUCCCGCACGUCCUGCGGCACAGAGGGCUUCCAGAACGCCAAGAAGGGCACUGCCAUCGCGGCACAGACCGCAGCCAUGGCAGCAGCAGUGAAAGCACGUGGGAAGGGUGUAUUGCACGUGCGAGUCAUGGUGAAAGGACUGGGACCAGGACGCAAAGCUGCCAUCAAGGGGCUGACGAUGGGAGGUUUGGAGAUCAUCUCCAUCACUGACAACACCCCGGUCCCCCACAACGGCUGCCGCCCACGGAAAGCCAGGAGACUGUGA